This is a messenger RNA of Sitophilus oryzae (rice weevil), 550 nucleotides long. RefSeq names its product golgin subfamily A member 6-like protein 22. Lineage: Eukaryota; Metazoa; Arthropoda; Insecta; Coleoptera; Curculionidae. The record is from RefSeq and is a predicted model, not a curated record. The transcript has a single exon. The annotation marks the transcript as partial.
GAAAUUAAGUGGAUUGGACGAUUUUUACACCGAAUUUGGGAAUUUUAUGGUUGGUACGAGACAGCAAGCGAAGAAAAUGGAGGAAGUAAGCAAAUUAUUGGGCGAUUUUAUGGAGAAUAUGAGAAGAGAAAAGGCAGAAGAACAAGAGAGGCUGCGAAAAGAAAAAGCAGAAGAUCAAGAAAGACUCCGUAAAGAACGAGAAGAAGAGCGAGCCCGACUAGAAAAAGAGAAAGCAGAAAAACAGGACCGCUUACUGAAAAUUCUAGAAAAUCAAGACAAAAUUUUCGAAGAUUUGAAAAUCCAACGACAACAAGAGAAACAAGAAGAACAGGACCGGCUUGAGAAAAUAUUGGGUAAUUUGGAAAUUCGUUUGGAGGAGCGACGUCAGAGAGAAAAGCAAGAAGAACAGGACCGACUUCAGAAAAUCUUAGAAAAUCAGGAAAUUCGACUUCAGAAAAGCUUCGGAGACAUGGAAAAAAAGCAAGAAGCAAUGUUGGAAAUGCGUUGCCAGGAACAGCAGAAUCACUUCCAAGAAGCCGUAGAAGAUCUG